CAGAAACAACCUCAGCCACAGCCCUCUCAAACUUUACUGAAGCGUCGCCCAAAGAAAGCAUCGCCCACGAGAGAUAUGUAUCCUGUCGGCCCCCGGGCUGCCAGAUGUUGACGACCCCCGGGCUCCAGAUGUUGACGACCCCCCUCUCUUUACCCACUCUAUCAUGUACAUACUGUAAGCAAGCAGUGGAGUAAGGAGAACCUUGCCGCCUGUGCAACGCUGAACCAAGACUGCACUCGCCUCGUCACGCAGAUAAACUGCCACUUCGGCCGGCCAUGACGCUCUAUCCGCCCUCCAUCGUACUGCCGAUAUAUGGCGUCUUCGCUGGCGUCGGCGUCGUGCUCACCUGCCUGAGGUUCUGGGUGCGCCUCUCGUACGCGCCGCAGCCGUUCCCCAACUGCAGGCUCUAUCUGGACGACUACUUCAUCGUGCUCGGGCUGGUGGUCGUGUGCGCUUGCACGGGCAUCCAGUUCUACAAUGGCAUCGAGGGCGGCGCGGGCGCCGCCAUCUCGGCCCACUCCAAGGACGACGAGGCGCUCGUCGAGCUCAAGGUCGACUUCGCCAUGAUCGUCAUCGAGAAGAUCGCCUUUGGCGCCAUCAAGCUGUCGCUGCUGUACCUGUGUCGCCGCAUCUUUGGCUUCUGGGACAGCUUCCGCCGCUACAACAACGCCCUCAUCGUCUUGAUCGUCGCCUGGACCCUGUCCUUCUUCCUUGCCGACCUGCUCCUCUGCGGCCCCCACCCGGAGCUCGAGGUCGGGCUCGACCAGCAGGCCGCGGCCCGUGGUUGCGGAGACAAGGGCGCCUUGUUGAUCGCCUUCGCUGCUACGAGCGUCGUGACCGAUCUGCUCGUCUUGGUCCUACCCCUGCCGUACAUCUGGAGGCUGCCGCAGCGGCCGGCCAAGAAAGUCAUGGUGUGCUUCGUGUUUCUCUUGGGCGGCAUAUCGACUCUGGCCGGGAUUCUGCGGCUAGUCUUCCUGUCCGUCGCCUAUCCCACCGGGAGGCUGAACUUUGGGUACGUGUCCCGGCCUGGCGACAAGGGGCCGUACAUACUGCAGGCCUUCAACCCGACAUUCUGGGUCAUGGUGGAGAUGUGCCUGGGAGUCUGGGCCGCCAACCUCCCCGCCCUUGCUCCCCUGGUGCGGGGCAUCAACGAAAAAUACAAAGCCAGCAGCUUGUAUAGAAAGCUGUCGAGCUCGGGUCUAUCAGAUUCUGCCACGAAGCCCAGCUCUAAUAAAUCUGCUGUUUAAGCAUCUUGCACUGCAUCUGGGAUGUCGGCGAAUGCGGGUUGCAGCCUUUUGGGAGUUGGUGGUUCUUCUGGCGUGGCCGGAUUGGGUGGCUGGAGUUUGCCGUGUAAAUAUGUAUUUAUGGUCCUGAUACUGAAUAAUGACGACGAAUGAUGACGACGAAUGACACGUUACAUUUC
Molecule: messenger RNA, 1423 nt
Organism: Lasiosphaeria miniovina
Lineage: Eukaryota; Fungi; Ascomycota; Sordariomycetes; Sordariales; Lasiosphaeriaceae
Exons: 2
Coding region: 276-1247 (323 amino acids)
Source: RefSeq, a predicted model, not a curated record